Messenger RNA from Lathyrus sativus (Indian pea), 1053 nucleotides. NCBI's taxonomy places the organism in Eukaryota, Viridiplantae, Streptophyta, Magnoliopsida, Fabales, Fabaceae. The record is from the annotation of a GenBank genome assembly.
AUGAUUCGUCUUUCUCUAACCCAACCGGCAACGAUACUCCACACUUUCUCCUCACACAAUCCCAACCGGUUCAAGCUUUUCUCGAAAAACUCGUUAUUUUCCGAUUCAAGGAGGAGGAAUUCAUACAUGGCGCCGCCGAUUCUCUCUCUAGCUCUUCCUUCCGAAACCGGUCGUGUACUCAGUAUUCAAUCUCACACUGUUCAGGGUUAUGUUGGAAAUAAAUCAGCUGUUUUUCCUCUGCAACUUUUGGGCUUUGAUGUGGAUCCAAUUCAUUCUGUGCAGUUUUCCAAUCACACAGGAUAUCCAUCAUUCAAGGGCCAGGUUUUAAAUGGACAGCAACUCUGGGAACUUAUUGAAGGUCUUGAAGCUAAUGAUUUAUUGUACUACACUCACUUAUUAACAGGUUAUAUUGGUUCAGUUUCUUUUCUCAAGACUGUAUUGGAUGUUGUCUCCAAGCUUCGCUCAAUAAACCCUAAGCUGACAUAUGUAUGUGAUCCAGUGUUGGGUGACGAAGGAAAGCUUUACGUUCCAGAAGAGCUGGUGACGGUGUACCGUGAGAGGGUUGUUCCACUGGCUUCAAUGUUGACUCCCAACCAGUUUGAAGCAGAAUUACUGACAGGACUCAGAAUUCAGUCGGAAGAAGAUGGUCGAGAAGCUUGUAACUUACUUCAUGCAGUUGGACCUUCAAAGGUUGUUAUUACAAGUAUAAAUAUAGAUGGGAGACUUCUCCUCAUUGGCAGCAGUUUAAAGGAAAAGGGACAAACUCCCAACCAAUUUAAGAUUGCAAUCCCCAAAAUAGAAGCUUAUUUUACGGGAACAGGAGAUCUCAUGACUGCGCUUCUUCUCGGUUGGAGCAAUAAACACCCAGACAAUUUUGAGAAGGCUGCGGAACUUGCAGUUUCAAGCUUACAGGCACUUUUGCAAAGGACACUUAAUGAUUACAAACUUGCUGGACAUGAUCCCAAAUCAUCCAGUUUAGAGAUCAGGUUAAUUCAGAGCCAGGAUGAUAUUCGCGGUCCGGAAAUCAAAUUCAAAGCUGAAAUAUACAGCUAA